Molecule: messenger RNA, 1794 nt
Organism: Ilex paraguariensis (yerba mate)
Lineage: Eukaryota; Viridiplantae; Streptophyta; Magnoliopsida; Aquifoliales; Aquifoliaceae
Source: the annotation of a GenBank genome assembly
AUGAAUGGUUUGGAGAGUUGGGUUGCGAGUAUAUUGUCCAAACAUGACAUGCCAGAUGAUGUGUUCACCACAAUAGGUACUCUAGAUAACCUUUACAUCUCUUCCUUUGGCAGUUGGAAAGAUACCAGAUAUGCCAAAAAUCCUGCUCUGAAAGCUAGUGGUCCCCUCUCCAUAGCAGUUCCAGGGGAACUUGCUGGCCUUCACAAAGCUUGGAAAUCAUACGGAAAGCUUCCAUGGAAGAGACUUGUAAUUCCAGCUGAGAACCUAGCUCGUAAUGGAUUCAAGAUUUCACCAUUCCUCUACACGCAGAUGGUUAAAACUGCACCACAAAUAAAGGCAGAUAAGGGACUUCGUGAGAUAUUUGCACCGGGAGGGAUCCUUUUGAAACCAGGCGACAUCUGCCGCAAUAUAAAUCUAGCAAAUACACUUGGAAAAAUUUCAAAAUAUGGCCUGAACAUCUUAUAUAAUGGAUCAAUUGGAUCCAAUAUUGUUGCAGAUGUUCACAAGGCUGGAGGGAUACUGACAAUGGAGGACUUGCAGAAGUAUCAAGUGAAACUACGAGAACCGAUUUCCGCAGGCAUCAUAGGGCUAAAAGUACUUGGUAUACCUCCUCCUUCCUCUGGGGGUGCUGCGAUGGUGCUUAUAUUGAACUUGCUUGCCCAAUAUGGGCUUCCUCUGAAUGUAUCUGGCCCACUUGGUAUCCAUAGGCACAUUGAAGCUUUGAAACAUGCAUUUGCUAUGAGGAUGAAUCUUGGUGAUCCAGAUUUUGUUAAUGUAAAAGAAGUUCUAUCCGAUAUGCUCUCUACUAACUUUGCAUCUGGGCUAAAGCAAACGACAUCUGAUAAUGUUACUUCCAGAGCCAGUCACUAUGGUGGCAGGUGGAAUCAGAUCCCUACCCAGGUCACCUCUCCCUUAUUAACUGACCAGGGCACCACUCAUAUAUCUAUUGUAGAUCGUAAACGAAAUGCUGUGUCCUUGACUACAUCUAUAAACUUCUUCUUUGGAUCGCGAUUUCUAUCACCAAGUACUGGGAUUCUCCUUAACAAUCAGAUGAAUGAUUUUUCUGUCCCUGCUGGCAAUACACCAGCAGCAGCUGCUGCAAAUUUCAUCCUUCCUUCCAAAAGGCCAUUGUCAUCUAUGUCACCCACCAUUGUCCUAAAGGGGGAACGCCUGAAAGCUGUUUUCGGCGCAAGUGGGGGAGCCUUGAUAAUUGCUGGGACUACCGAGGUAUUCCUGAACCAUUUUGCUAACAAACUGGAUCCACUCUCUUCUGUCCUGGCUCCGAGAUAUUAUCAUCAGUUGAUUCCUGGUGUGCUGUAUUAUGAAAAUUGGACAACUGUGACUCAUGACCACAUUGAAGUUCCUGCAAAGACGAGGAUAGCUCUACGAAAGAAGGGUCAUGUCCUGCGAAGCCUUGCUCGUGGGAGUGUUUGUCAAUUUGUUGUUCAAAAGUUGGGGCCUUUGAAGCUUGGGGAGCUUGUUGCUGUAAGUGAUCCAAGAAAGGGUGGAUUUCCAGCUGGUUUCUGAGUUUGUAUAAAGGGGUUUUAAAGAAUCCAAGUAAUCAAUUUCUCCAUUUGGUCAUAUUCAACAUGUUUGUCUUUGUUUUCUUUUUAGGUGGAUUGAAAAUGAAUUAGUGAAGUGUCCAAGUUUUAGUUAGGUGAGUUCUCAAGUAAGAUUGAGAUCCGCAUGCUCUUUCUGUGCAUUUGACAUCAUUUUUGUAAGUGCAAGUUGCAUGCCUUGGAAAAGAAAAAAAUUUGUGGUGCAUUGACUGCUAAGAGCCGGAAUGCAAGAAAA